This is a messenger RNA of Aplosporella prunicola CBS 121167, 1605 nucleotides long. RefSeq lists its product as uncharacterized. The record is from RefSeq and is a predicted model, not a curated record. Lineage: Eukaryota; Fungi; Ascomycota; Dothideomycetes; Botryosphaeriales; Aplosporellaceae. The coding region runs from base 219 to 1553 and encodes 444 amino acids. The transcript has a single exon. Gene Ontology annotation, molecular function: FAD binding; sulfide:quinone oxidoreductase activity. Gene Ontology annotation, cellular component: mitochondrion.
GCCCGUGCAGGCGCAGAAGGGUUUUCCUCGUGCUCUCUGGCCCUAUUUGUACCGUCUUUCUCUCUAUUUAAGCAUUCUUCUACCUGUCCAUUCUCUUCGACCCCACUCGUCCGUCCCGUGCGCUGCGGCCCGACUGUCAUUUGCUCAUUCAGCUGCUUUCUUUCUCUUCCGCUUGAACCCUCGUCAUCAAACACCACCUCAUCUCAUACGCCACCAUCAUGUUUCGCAACCGUGUCGCGCUGGCCACGCGCUCGGGCAUGGCAGCGCUGCGGAGCUACGCGACCGUGUCGCCCGUGACCUCUGCCGCCCGCAACCACAAAGUCGUCGUGAUAGGCGGCGGCAGCGCCGGUCUGGCCAUUAGCCACCAGCUGCUGCGCACGGGCAACUUCUCCAGCGAAGACAUUGCCGUCGUCGACCCCGCGCAGUGGCACCACUACCAGCCCGGCUGGACCAUGGUCGGCGGCGGCCUCAAGACCAAGGAGGAGCUGCGCAGGCCCUUGGCCAGCCUCGUCGACCCCAAGCUCAAGUUCUACAACGACGGCGUCGGCUCCUUCACCCCGGACGACAACUUCGUCACCCUGGCCAACGGCGACAAGCUCGCCUACGAGCAGCUCGUCGUCGCUCCCGGCGUCAAGGUCAACUUUGGCAGCGUCAAGGGCCUGCCCGAGGCCCUCGACAACCCGGACUCGCGUGUCUCGUCCAUCUACGGCUACGACUACUGCGACAAGGUCUUCCGCGACAUCAAGCCCUUCAGCAAGGGCUCGGCCAUCUUCACCCAGCCCGCCGGCCCGAUCAAGUGCGCCGGCGCGCCGCAGAAGAUCAUGUGGCUGGCGCUGGACCACUGGAAGCGCGCGGGCCUGUACGACGCCAAGAACCCCUCCGGGUCGCCCGUCCAGAUCACCUUUGCGACGGGCAUGGGGUCCAUGUUCGCGGUGCCCAAGUACAGCGCGGCGCUGGAGCAGAUGCGCCAGGACCGCGGCGUCGAGGGCCUGUUCACGCACGACCUCGUGGCCAUUGACGGCAACACGGCGACUUUCGCGCGGCCCGACGGCCAGGAGCAGGUGAAGCGGCGUUUCGACCUGCUGCACGUGGUGCCGAAGAUGGGUCCGCACGCGUUCGUCAAGGAGAGCGCGCUGGCGAACGAGGCCGGCUACGUCGACGUGCACCAGCACACGACGCGGCACACCAAGUACGGCAACGUGUGGUCGGCGGGCGACGCGUCGAGCCUGCCCAACUCGAAGACGGCGGCGGCCAUAACGUCGCAGGCUCCCGUGCUGGUGCGCAACCUGGUGCAGGCGCUCGAGGGCAAGGAGCCGGCGGCGUCGUACGACGGCUACGCGUCGUGCCCGCUGCUGACCGAGUACGGCAAGGUGCUGCUGUGCGAGUUCAAGUACGGCGGCGAGCCCAAGGAGACGUUUGCCAAGUUCGGCUUCAACCAGGCCAACCCCAGCCGCGCCUUCUACCACCUCAAGAAGGACUUCUUCCCCUGGGUCUACUGGAAGUCGUACGUCAAGGGCACGUGGGCCGGUCCUUCGGGCUGGCUGAGCAACUAGGUCGGUUGGGCCUGGGUGUGUAUGAUGAUGGUCAUGAGAUAAUUAGAAUAAU